AUGUCAAAGGCCGUCGCCAACCAGCCACAGAGAAACCACAAUCGAGGUCGAUCAGAGGUCGCGGAGGCUCCAGCCCAGCAACCUGACCGGUCGCUUCGGGUUCCUCAAAGCCGCGCCUCCGUCAAAAUGUCCGUCAUGCUGCAAACUCCAUCCAGAGCCUCGUCAGCCUCCUCAUCCUCCUUUCAGCCCAUAUCUCGCCAGAACACCAUGUCCUCCUACGAUGGAUCGCGGUCCACCCGCCAGUCCAAGCGGUAUUCCAUGUCGGCAUUGUACAUGUCAAUGUCGGCAAACGAGACCGACUUGGAAAUAGAAGAUGAUCUUGCCAAAGCGCAAAAAGUACUCCGCGAUCUCAAAUCAAAGAUCUCAUCACAAUCCAAAAAGAAUUUCGUUCUAGAAAAGGAUGUCCGGUAUCUCGACGGCAGGAUUGCCCUCCUGAUCCAAAAUCGCAUGGCACUGGAAGAACAACACGAGACCGCAAGCUAUUUGGAAGAUGCCGCCGACCUACAAGAAGGAGCCUUCCCCAACGACGACAGGACACAGAAGUACGGCAAUUUGAUGUUCUUACUGCAGUCCGAGCCGAGGCACAUUGCCCACCUUUGUCGCCUGGUCUCGAUGCAAGAGAUCGAUUCACUACUUCAGACCGUUAUGUUUACCAUUUAUGGUAACCAAUACGAGAGUCGCGAGGAGCACCUUCUUCUUACCAUGUUCCAGUCCGUUUUGACCUACAACUUCGAAAACACGCCGGAGUACUCGUCUCUCCUCCGCGCAAACACCCCUGUGUCGCGAAUGAUGACGACAUACACGCGGCGAGGUCCUGGCCAGAGCUUCCUCAAGUCCGUACUUGCCGAUAAGAUUAACAGUUUGAUCGAGCUAAGGGACCUCGACCUGGAGAUCAACCCGUUAAAGGUCUACGAGCGGAUGAUUGAGCAGAUUGAAGAGGAUACAGGAAGCGUGCCUCCUUCAUUGCCGAGGGGAGUCACAGCCGAACAGGCUGCUGCAAACCAACAAGUCCAAGAGAUCAUCGAGCCCAGGUUAGCCAUGCUUACCGACAUCGCCAACGGCUUCCUCAGCACGAUUAUAGACGGACUGGAAGAGGCACCAUACGGUAUAAGGUGGAUCUGCAAGCAGAUUCGAAGCCUUACAAAGAGGAAGUAUCCUGAUGCUAAUGACCAGGUUAUAUGUACUCUCAUCGGCGGUUUCUUCUUCCUUCGCUUCAUCAACCCUGCUAUCGUAACACCAAAGUCGUACAUGCUCAUCGAUGGGCAGCCAGCCGACAAGCCACGAAGGACCUUGACACUCAUAGCAAAGAUGCUACAGAAUCUCGCAAACAAGCCGUCGUAUGCCAAAGAGCCAUACAUGGCUGGGCUUCAGCCUUUUGUACAAAUGAACAAGAGCAGAGUCAACAAGUUCAUGCUUGAUCUUUGCGAGGUUGGGGACUUCUACGAGAGCCUGGAGAUGGACAACUACGUGGCGUUAUCAAAGAAGGAUCUCGAGCUGUCCAUUACGCUAAACGAGAUUUACGCUAUGCACGGUCUGCUGGAGAAGCAUGCACAUGAGCUUUGCCGGGACGAGAACUCGCAUCUCGCUCUGCUCAUGGGGGAACUCGGCCAAGCACCGCAGCAAGUCCCUCGUAAAGAAAACAGAGUUAUGAACCUCCCCCUAUACAGCCGUUGGGAGACGGCUAUCGACAACCUGACAGCCGCUCUGGAUAUCACACAAGAAGAGGUCUUCUUCAUGGAGGCGAAAUCUAUCUUUGUCCAGAUCAUGCGCUCCAUACCGCAAAAUACAGCCGUGGCGCGUCGUCCACUGCGACUGGAGAGGAUUGCAGAUGCGGCAGCCACAUCCAAGAACGAUGCGGUCAUGGUCCGCAAAGGAAUCAGAGCAAUGGAGUUGCUCAGCCAGUUGCAGGAACUAAAGGUGACCGAUAAGUCGGACGGUUUCAGUUUGUUGCGCGACGAAAUCGAGCAGGAGCUGCAACAUCUAGGCUCGCUCAAGGAGGGCGUUAUCGCCGAGACACAGAAGCUGGAGGAGGUUUACAAGACGAUUCGCGACCACAAUGCGUACCUCGUGGGUCAGCUGGAGACGUAUAAGAGCUAUCUGCACAAUGUGCGCAGCCAAAGCGAGGGCACGCGCCGCAAAGCCCAGAAGCAGCAGGUGCUGGGCCCGUACAAGUUUACACACCAGCAACUGGAGAAGGAGGGCGUCAUCCAAAAGAGCAAUGUUCCGGAUAACAGGCGGGCAAACAUUUAUUUCAACUUUACGAGCCCUCUACCCGGAACAUUUGUCAUUUCGCUACAUUAUAAGGGACGCACGCGAGGACUCCUCGAGUUGGACUUGAAACUGGACGAUUUGCUCGAAAUGCAAAAGGACGGCCAGGACGAUUUGGACCUGGAGUACGUUCAGUUCAACGUCACCAAGGUUCUCGCACUGCUAAACAAGCGGUUUGCGCGGAAGAAGGGCUGGUAG
Molecule: messenger RNA, 2466 nt
Organism: Pyricularia pennisetigena
Lineage: Eukaryota; Fungi; Ascomycota; Sordariomycetes; Magnaporthales; Pyriculariaceae
Exons: 6
Coding region: 1-2466 (821 amino acids)
Biological process (GO): regulation of actin cytoskeleton organization; regulation of GTPase activity
Cellular component (GO): cell cortex
Molecular function (GO): protein binding; GTPase activator activity
Source: RefSeq, a predicted model, not a curated record